Molecule: messenger RNA, 420 nt
Organism: Cadophora gregata
Lineage: Eukaryota; Fungi; Ascomycota; Leotiomycetes; Helotiales; Ploettnerulaceae
Exons: 1
Coding region: 1-420 (139 amino acids)
Source: RefSeq, a predicted model, not a curated record
AUGGCCAAUUUCGACCGCAACAGCUGGCACAAAAUCAUUGUUGCAGGGAGCCUAGAUGCCGACUUUUGUUUCGUAGGAGGCCUGCUCGGCGACCAGAAUGAGACCGCUGGUUCGGUGUUCUCGUGGAACAGCGUUCCUCUACGCGAUGAUCAACAGUGGCAGAUAUUCCCCUACAAUAAUACCUUCUACGUUCUCCGAACGAGAGGGUCCACCGCUUUAGGCUACCUAGGCGUGUUUUUCAAAGACAUGGAACAAACGCCUGGCAAGACUGCUCCCCGUACAAGAACCGCGUCCCUGUCGGAUGAUAGCAUGUUCUGGACGAUUGGACCCUGGGGGGAUGGGACUUUCUGGCUGAGUAAUGCUGCGAAUGGGUCGGAUUGGAGGAUGACUGUGAAGCUGGGAUUAGUUAUGAGGCGGUGA